This is a messenger RNA of Rhinopithecus roxellana (golden snub-nosed monkey), 2478 nucleotides long. It is a transcript of the gene KRT6A, whose product is annotated as keratin 6A. The transcript is spliced from 9 exons. The record is from RefSeq and is a predicted model, not a curated record. Bases 234 to 1928 code for a protein of 564 amino acids. Gene Ontology annotation, biological process: keratinization; intermediate filament organization. Gene Ontology annotation, cellular component: keratin filament. Gene Ontology annotation, molecular function: structural constituent of skin epidermis. NCBI's taxonomy places the organism in Eukaryota, Metazoa, Chordata, Mammalia, Primates, Cercopithecidae.
AAAGGAAGCCAAAAAGCAAUCUUCAUAUUUCAUACCUUUCUAGAAACUGGGUGUGAUCUCACUGUUGGUAAAGCCCAGCCCUUCCCAACCUGCAAGCUCACCUUCCAGGACUGGGCCCAGCCCAUGCUCUCCAUAUAUAAGCUGCUGCCUGGAGCCUGAUUCUUAGUCCUGCUUCUCUUCCCUCUCACCUCCAGCCUCUCACACUCUUCUCAGCUCUCUCAUCUCCUGGAACCAUGGCCAGCACAUCCACCACCAUCAGGAGCCACAGCAGCAGCCGCAGGGGCUUCAGUGCCGGCUCAGCCAGGCUCCCUGGGGUCAGCCGCUCUGGCUUCAGCAGCGUCUCCGUGUCCCGCUCCAGGGGCAGUGGUGGCCUGGGUGGCGCAUGUGGAGGAGCUGGCUUUGGCAGCCGCAGCCUGUAUGGCCUGGGGGGCUCCAAGAGGAUCUCCAUUGGAGGGGGCAGCUGUGCCAUCAGUGGCGGCUAUGGCAACAGAGCCGGAGGCAGCUAUGGCUUUGGUGGCGCUGGGAGUGGAUUUGGUUUCGGUGGUGGAGCCGGCAUUGGCUUUGGUCUGGGUGGUGGAGCCGGCCUUGCUGGUGGCUUUGGGGGACCUGGCUUCCCUGUGUGCCCCCCUGGAGGCAUCCAAGAGGUCACCGUCAACCAGAGUCUCCUGACUCCCCUCAACCUGCAAAUCGACCCCACCAUCCAGCGGGUGCGGGCCGAGGAGCGUGAGCAGAUCAAGACCCUCAACAACAAGUUCGCCUCCUUCAUCGACAAGGUGCGGUUCCUGGAGCAGCAGAACAAGGUUCUGGAAACCAAGUGGACCCUGCUGCAGGAGCAGGGCACCAAGACCGUGAGGCAGAACCUGGAGCCAUUGUUUGAGCAGUACAUCAACAACCUCAGGAGGCAGCUGGACAGCAUUGUUGGGGAACGGGGCCGCCUGGACUCAGAGCUCAGAGGCAUGCAGGACCUGGUGGAGGACUUCAAGAACAAAUAUGAGGAUGAAAUCAACAAGCGCACAGCAGCAGAGAAUGAAUUUGUGACUCUGAAGAAGGACGUGGAUGCUGCCUACAUGAACAAGGUUGAACUGCAAGCCAAGGCAGACACUCUCACAGACGAGAUCAACUUCCUGAGAGCCUUGUAUGAAGCAGAGCUGUCUCAGAUGCAGACCCACAUCUCAGACACAUCCGUGGUGCUGUCCAUGGACAACAACCGCAACCUGGACCUGGACAGCAUCAUCGCUGAGGUCAAGGCCCAAUACGAGGAGAUUGCUCAGAGAAGCCGGGCUGAGGCCGAGUCCUGGUACCAGACCAAGUACGAGGAGCUGCAGGUCACAGCGGGCAGACAUGGAGACGACCUGCGCAAUACCAAGCAGGAGAUUGCUGAGAUCAACCGCAUGAUCCAGAGGCUGAGAUCUGAGAUUGACCACGUCAAGAAGCAGUGUGCCAACCUGCAGGCCGCCAUUGCUGAUGCUGAACAGCGUGGGGAGAUGGCACUCAAGGAUGCCAAGAACAAGCUGGAAGGGCUGGAGGAUGCCCUGCAGAAGGCCAAGCAGGACCUGGCUCGGCUGCUGAAGGAGUACCAGGAGCUGAUGAAUGUCAAGCUGGCCUUGGACGUGGAGAUUGCCACCUACCGCAAGCUGCUGGAGGGCGAGGAGUGCAGGCUGAAUGGCGAAGGCGUUGGACAAGUCAACAUCUCUGUGGUGCAGUCCACCAUCUCCAGUGGCUAUGGUGGUGCCAGCGGUGUCGGCAGUGGCUUAGGCCUGGGUGGAGGAAGCAGCUACUCCUAUGGCAGUGGUCUUGGAGUUGGAGGUGGCUUCAGUUCCAGCAGCGGCAGAGCCAUUGGGGGUGGCCUCAGCUCUGUUGGAGGCGGCAGUUCCACCAUCAAGUACACCACCACCUCCUCCUCCAGCAGGAAGAGCUACAAGCACUGAAGUGCUGCCACCGGCUCUCGGUCCCACAGUCCUCAGGUCCCUCUCUGGCUGCAGAGCCCUCUCCUCAGGCUGCCUGUCCUCUCCUGGCCUCCAGUCUCCCCUGCCCUCCCAGGUAGAGCUGGGGAUGGAUGCUUAGUGCCCUCACUUCUUCUCUCUGUCUAUACCAGCCCCAUCUGAGCACCCAUUGCUCACCAUCAGAUCAACCUCUGAUUUUACAUAAUGAUGUAAUCGCCACUGGAGCUUCACUUUGUUACUAAAUUAUUAAUUUCUUGCCUCCAGUGUUCUAUCUCUGAGGCUGAACAUGAUAAGAAAAUGAUAUCUGAUCCUUUUCAUUGCAGAAAAUUGCCUGGGGCUUAUUUCAGAACAACUUCCACUUACUUUUCACUGGCUCCCAAACUCUCUUCCUUGCAAGUGUUGUGAACCCCCACCCCUGCAGUAUCCAUGAAAGCACAAGUGACUAGUCCUAUGAUGUACAAAGCCUGUAUCUCUGUGAUAAUUUCUGUGCUCUUCACUCUUUGCAAUUGCUAAAUAAAGCAGAUUUAGAAUACAA